Trypanosoma rangeli is the source of this 1950-nucleotide messenger RNA. RefSeq lists its product as uncharacterized. The coding region runs from base 1 to 1950 and encodes 649 amino acids. The transcript has a single exon. The record is from RefSeq and is a predicted model, not a curated record. Lineage: Eukaryota; Euglenozoa; Kinetoplastea; Trypanosomatida; Trypanosomatidae.
AUGGGAAUGAAGCCAUUUAUGGUAUUGGGAGGCUUCUCUGUUUUUGACGUUUUUUUUUUGCAAGCAAAAAAAGCUUUGAGAAGGCGAUCCAUGCGGAAAAACUCUGUAGGAAAUAAAACUAGUGGCGACGUUGUAAACGGUGAAGAACCGAACUCCACAGCGCCGUAUCAUUCUCCCUUUGGUGGCUACAACUACUACCCCACCACACUAUUUAAGCGCGAUGCGUUGCCUGCACCGCCGCACACAGAGGAGGCGAGUUUGAAAAAUGCAUCCCCACCUGGCCACGGUGGUGAUUCAGGCAGGGGGGAUGGGAGGACUUCUUCUUGGGGGACACCCCACAUAAAGCUUCAUCGGAUAAAUACCCUGAUGAUCACUCCAUUGAUGGAUCGUUACAAACGGCGCGACUCCGUUCACGCCAAACAGAGCCGUGGAGAAGGCGUCAAUCAGGAUGUGUAUGAGGGCCGAAAUGCCUCAGCUAUAGGGGCUCUAUCGUCGUCUAAUUCCUUAAAAGGUUCUUUGAGGGUAGAUACAGUUCCAGGCGCGGGCACUGUAGGAAAGAAAGGAAAGCGGAACAUUUCCUCAAGUGAGGUGUCUACUAAGCCAAUAGAAAUCAGGCGGGACCGAACGCAACUGCGGUCCCAGCGGAUGACCGCGUCGUGUCCUCCAGCAUUAUAUCCAGAUAGUAGCGCACCUAACGACCAGAAGGCAAUACAUAUAGAAAAUAACGACAAGGAGGCAAGUACACCUUUACAGUGUUGUGAUGUGCACUGUAUUCAUGGUCGUCAGGCAAUACUAGAUUAUAUUGAUUUACAACGUGACUUGCGGGCGUGCUACGCCACGCUCCGUGACCAGGACACCGAAUUGAAUGAACUGCGGUCACAACUCAGUUUACUUCGCACGGAAAGAGUAGAGAUGGAAUCACGUUUUCAGAUACAGUUACACGGAAUGGAAAACCGAUACGCUGAGGAUCUUGCAAAGGAACGAGAAGAACAAAUGGAAUGGCAGCAGCGUGUCUUGUCAGAGCAAUUAGCGACGUACGAACGAGACAGAGAGGAACUAGAGAAGCUAAGGACGGAAUUAACGCAGGAAAGGUUGAACCACGACCAUACACGAGGCAAGUUGGGCGCUGCACAAGACAUGUGUCUAGCUCUGAAGCAGCAAUUGGAGAAGCUUCAAGAUGCAGCUGCAGCAUCGGCUUCGCCUUUGAGAGGGAAAGAUUUGUCUUCGGGAAAGGCUAGAGGACAUGGUGUGCUGGAUGCGCAGUCGCCGACAUCCACGCUUAUGACACCAACGCCACGUCGCCAGCCGCCACCUACACCUGAGGCAAAAGAAGAUACGGAUGGCGUAUCCGGGGCUGAGGCCUCGACGUUUCCGCUUCUUCGGGGACAAUCACCACCUUCGCAUUCGUGUCGUGAGGAGUGGUUAACGGAUCGGGGGCUUGUCGGGAACGUGGCGUCAAACUCAACCAUUAAUGUCAGUGACCCAUCGGUUGCUUUUUCCGCGGUUCCCGACUUGGACCCUGAGGAGGCCCAUUCGUUUUUGCUGCGCAGCAUGGACCACCACGGCUCUGCAAAACGAGCCGUGGUGGGGAGUAACGAGGAGUGUGAUGGGGGGAUGCAGCGUGAAACGGAGUACAUGGAGCUGGAUGGAAGACUCUCAAGCUGUAAAACUCGAAACACGACACUUUCCACCGUAGGCGUACAAAGAGUGGACGUAUUGGCGAAUGAUGCCGCAUCCUGUGGCCCCUCCUCCUCCAGGGCGUUUUCAGAGGCUGCGCUUAUGCUUCAUCCCCCUUCACCGGACAUGUUCGAGCAGCUUGCAGGGCGGGAAUCAGAGCUGUGCAAAGAGCUCUUGCGUAUUAUUCUCGAUAAGGAGAAGCAGCUUGCUGAACUAGUCUCAGCGAGACUGCUGCUAGGAGAGGGGACAAAGCUUACCUUUCUGCCAGAGUAA